CAAUAGACAGCGGCAGCAAGCGGCAGCAGCAGCAGCAGCAGCAGCAGCAAAGGCAGCAAAGGCAGUACGAGCGCCAGUAGGCUGCGCCACUUACGGCAGAAGCAGCAGCAACAGCAGCAACAGCAGCAGCAGAUGCGCGUCCGUCGCCAACAGCAGAAGCAACAGCGAAGUAGAGCAGCAGCAGCAGCAGCAGCAGCAGCAAAUGCAGCAGCAGCAGCAGCAGCUGAUGCCUACCCCCUGA
Molecule: messenger RNA, 241 nt
Organism: Eimeria tenella
Lineage: Eukaryota; Apicomplexa; Conoidasida; Eucoccidiorida; Eimeriidae
Exons: 1
Source: RefSeq, a predicted model, not a curated record